Molecule: messenger RNA, 306 nt
Organism: Talaromyces rugulosus
Lineage: Eukaryota; Fungi; Ascomycota; Eurotiomycetes; Eurotiales; Trichocomaceae
Exons: 2
Coding region: 1-306 (101 amino acids)
Source: RefSeq, a predicted model, not a curated record
AUGAGCGGAACAGGAGUACUCGUCUUCUUGCUGUUAUGUUUGCUAGCAUUUCUUAUUUAUCGGCUCGUGCGUCGAGUCAAAAAGCAAGCCGAAAAGCUCAAAGCUCAAGAGCAGGCCAUCCAGUUGGUUCGUCUGGAAAUCUCACGAACAGCAGCAGCAGCAACCCAAACCGAGCCACCUUUCGAUCCCAACGCUACUGAGAUCCCAAUCACUGAGCCUCCGCCUGUGUACAAUCCAUCUACACCGCAGCCAGCUUCGAUUUCAUGCUCGCAGAGUGCAGCCAACGAGGGCGGCGCUCAGCGCUAA